Molecule: messenger RNA, 687 nt
Organism: Cadophora gregata
Lineage: Eukaryota; Fungi; Ascomycota; Leotiomycetes; Helotiales; Ploettnerulaceae
Exons: 3
Coding region: 1-687 (228 amino acids)
Source: RefSeq, a predicted model, not a curated record
AUGCGUUACAGCGUCGCUUCUUGUGUUGUCCUGGCUUCUGCCUUGACGAACGCUUCACUCCUGAACAAGAGAGCCGACUGCGAAGCACAAGCCAAUGCGUGCCGUACAGCACCAGAGGCUAACCAGUCAUUCUGCUCAGCACAGCUUGUUGCUUGCCUUGGUUACAACCCAUAUGCCAACAACACGGCUACUGCGACCUCCUCAUCGUAUACUCCCAGGGAGUCUUGCCAGGCUGCUGCAGACCAAUGCCGCGUCAAACCCGGCGCCAACCAAUCUACUUGCUCUGCCGAGCUCGCAGCUUGCCUUGGAUAUAAUCCAUAUGAGUCAAAGCCUGCCUACACCACCGAGACCACUUACGUUGCAACAAAAGAUGAGGUCCUAACCAUUACCGACUGCCCAUGUACCAUCACCCAGCCAGUCAAUCCUUCCUCCACACCAACUUCAGCCCCAGUGGAUUGCCAACAGCAAGCAAACGAAUGCCGCACCAAGCCUGGAGCCAAUCAAUCUACCUGCAGUGCUCAGCUUGCUCAAUGCCUCGGCUACAACCCAUACACCAUCCCAGCCCAAACCACCGAGCCCGCUGCCACCGCAACUGGCACUCAGGUUCAAUUCACCGGUGCUGCUUCCCUCCACAAGCCUGCUGCCGGACUUCUUGCUGUCGGCGUGGCUGCUCUUGCUUUCUUGUAG